Sardina pilchardus (European sardine) is the source of this 3070-nucleotide messenger RNA. RefSeq names its product major facilitator superfamily domain containing 8 (gene mfsd8). The record is from RefSeq and is a predicted model, not a curated record. Gene Ontology annotation, biological process: transmembrane transport. Gene Ontology annotation, molecular function: transmembrane transporter activity. The coding region runs from base 343 to 1866 and encodes 507 amino acids. The transcript has 12 exons. Gene Ontology annotation, cellular component: lysosomal membrane. NCBI's taxonomy places the organism in Eukaryota, Metazoa, Chordata, Actinopteri, Clupeiformes, Clupeidae.
CUUGCAGUGUUGACAUUCACGUGAGGGUAGUCUCUGGGGUAGUCUACUUCAAAUGAUGGGAUCUGUAGUAGGUUAAGUUACAAUACAAGUUUGGACUUCAGUCUAAAUCAAACGCCUUCUAGAGUGCUCGUGUCAGUGCAACAUUUACCUAAAUUGAACAUGUUGCUUUACGCUUCAGCAGUGUAUUGUAGUUAACAUCACCGUCUGUGUAGUCUUGUGGAAUCUUAAUUUGAUUAGGUAGGAGGCUAACAUGGUCUCUAUGGGUAACAUUGCUUUUGUGCUAGCUACCUAAAGUUUGCUGCGUCUUUGCCCUGCAUAUUUUGAUUCUAAAAGGGCUAAAUAAUGUCUCUGCUGGAGUCGGAGUCGGAGGAGAAUACCCCGCUUCUGAAAGGCGACGUCGACAGUGAUGAUGACGCGUACAAGAACAGGUGGAGGUCCAUUCGGGUCAUGUACUUCACCAUGUUUCUCAGCAGUGUUGGUUUCACUAUUGUGAUUACAUCUAUAUGGCCUUUUCUGCAGAGGAUUGAUGCCACUGCAGACGGCAGUUUUCUUGGCUGGGUGGUGGCGGCCUACAGCCUGGGUCAGAUGGUGGCCUCUCCCCUUUUUGGCCUCUGGUCCAAUCACAGGCCCCGCAGGGAGCCGCUGGUCUGCUCCAUAUUAAUCAAUGUCUCGGCUAACAUCUAUUAUACGUACUUGUACCUGCCUUCAUCUGAGAACAAGUACCAUAUGCUCAUGGCGCGAACAUUUGUGGGAUUCGGGGCAGGUAAUGUGGCGGUGGUGAGGGCAUAUGUCGCUGGAGCCACGUCACUGAAGGAGAGGACAAGUGCCAUGGCCAACAUGAGUGCAUGCCAGGCUCUGGGCUUCAUCCUUGGCCCAGCUCUGCAAGCAGCUCUAUCAGUGAUUGGCGAGACCGGCUGGUCUGUGGACCUCAUUCGCUUGGAGUUCAACAUGUACACCGCUCCAGCCCUGCUAGCAGCAUGCUUUGGCAUCAUCAACAUCCUCCUGGUAAUCCUGGUGCUGAGAGAACAUCGUGUUGAUGACCACGGAAGGCAGAUACGAUCAAUCAACUAUGUCUCAGAGGAACGGAUGACCGUUCCUUUAGAUGUUGAGGGGGACAUUGACCAGAUCGCUGUGGUGACCUCCAACAUCCUGUUCUUCAUCAUCCUCUUCAUAUUCGCCGUAUUUGAAACUAUAUCCACACCUUUGUCGAUGGACAUGUUUGCAUGGACCAGGAGACAGGCCGUUUUGUAUAAUGGGAUUAUACUGGCCUGCAUUGGCUUUGAGUCCAUCCUGGUCUUCCUCGCAGUGAAGGUCAUCUCCCAGAGGGUUGGGGAUCGGCCAGUGCUUCUGGGAGGUCUUGCCAUCAUCUUCUGUGGCUUCUUCAUCCUUCUUCCCUGGGGCAACCAGUACCCCAAGAUUCAGUGGGCAGACGUCCACAACAGCAGCCGUACCCAGCAGGUAAUCGACACCGCAGCGUUGGCGCCCAACGCCACCGUGGAGUACACAGGCUGCCCGGCCGAACAGUCCUGGUGCCUGUACACGCCCGCCAUCCACCUGGCCCAGUACAUCAUCUCCAACUUCCUCAUCGGAGUGGGCUUCUCGGCCUGCAACGUCAUGUCUUACACGCUCUACUCGAAGAUACUGGGGCCUAAGCCACAGGGUGUGUACAUGGGCUGGCUGACGGCGUCGGGCAGCGGUGCUCGGACCCUGGGCCCGGUGUUCGUGUCUCAGGUGUACACGCUGCUGGGCCCCCGCUGGGCCUUCAGCCUCAUCUGCGGCAUCGUGCUCUCCGCCACCCUGCUGCUGGCCGGCAUGUACAAGCGCCUCAUCGCCUUCUCCGUCCGACACGGACGCUUACUGGAGUGACGGAGUGGGGAAAGGACGGGUGGAGAGAGCACGAGAGAGAAACGAACGGAUGGAUGGAUGUGUGGAGUUGUGAUAUGAAUGGAUAGGGACCUGAUGAGACUUUUUAAAUCGUUUUUUUAAGCUCUUGUGCGAGUUGGUUUUAAUGUUGUGGGACCUCUACUUCUUGUUCUGCUCCUUUGAGACUUCUACGUUUGAAGCCUGAGAACGUUGUGCCGUUACUGACUGUAAAAACGCACUGAAGAAACACUAAGUAACGGGAAGGUAGCAUUGACGGCUGCACAUUCCCAAUGGACGGUUCCAAACUGAUAUUAAGCUGGGUUAACGAGCCGGUUUGUUUCUUGGUGUUUUGAGCCCCCAACGUUGUCUUCAAGGCAGCGCUGCCUGGAAGGCGCUAGGGUUAGGCAUGGGUUAAGGUUAGGGUUAGGGGUAGGAUGCCUUUAAGUGCCUUUAAGUCAGCAGUGGCAGCGCUGCCUGGAAGAUGACGUUGGGGGCUCAAAACACCAUCGAGCUAACGGUUUGAUUAUUGCUAUCUCCUCAAAUUACUGAAUUUAAGUGUGUGGGAUUUUGACUAUUAUCAAGCAAGCAGACAACACUCUUAUGUUCAUUGACUAGUUACAAUUCACCCCUGAACAUGCUAGAGAAUUCACAUACGCACAUUUUUAGGAUAAAACAAUGUAACAACUGCUCUGCUUGGCUCCUAAAAAGCCAAGGCUAAAUGAGUGAGAUGGGUUUGAAAGCCCAACAUCAAGGUGUUUGGAUUCACUUCCAAACCUCUGUAAUGACUCAUAUCUCUCACUGUAAGACCAAUGAUUGAUAUACAGGUAUGGUUUACUUGUUCUCAGCUCUGCUUGUACUCACUAACACAUCUGUAAUUGUGCAUAUGUAUGUGAAAACAAAUUGUUAAUAAUAUUUAAUUACAAGGGGUGCUAAUAUGACCAAGUUGUGCAUAUUUGCAAUGCUAAUGUUUGCACAUCAUCUCCUGAGACUCGCCUGUAUUUGAACACAGUUUGUACAGUAUUUUCUGACAAGUAAACAAUUCUAAAAUAGUACUUUAAAUAACAUUUUAUUGAAUGUCCAGAGAACUCAACUGUAAAACACUGGUAACAAACUUGGAGACAAGUUUUAAUUGGGUGGAAUGGGCCAUUAAUACAGUAUAUGACAGUACUGGAUAUUCAUUGUGUGUAUUAAACACUUACCAUGGUCA